UCAGUGAAAGUAGAAGUCGGGAGGAGCACAGAAAUUACUAUUGAGUUGGUACAAGCAAAAUAUUUGUGAAAGUGUGUUGACACCAAUUUUUCAAGAUGGGGGCACUUUUUCGAAGUGAGGAAAUGAACUUGUGCCAGAUUUUUCUGCAGUCUGAGGCAUCAUAUGCUUGUGUGUCAGAACUGGGAGAGUUAGGCCUUGUUCAGUUCAAAGAUCUUAAUCCUGAUGUGAAUGCUUUCCAAAGGAAGUUUGUCAAUGAGAUCAUGCGAUGUGAUGAAAUGGAAAGAAAGUUGAGAUACAUUGAGAAAGAGCUUAAGAAAGAUGAAAUGAAAAUUCCGGACACAAAUGAAAACCCAAAGGCUCCUGCUCCCAAAGAAAUGAUAGACCUGGAGGCGACAUUUGAGAAAAUUGAAUCAGAGCUUCGUGAAGUCAACACUAAUGCUGAAGCUUUGAGGAGAAACUUUCUGGAGCUAUCAGAGCUGAGAGAGGUGUUGAAGAAGACACAAGUAUUUUUUGAAGAACAUGGUGGACACCACAGUAUGAUCGACGAUGCCCAGAUGGCACUGGUCCAUGAUGAAGCUGGUAUGCCUUCAACUACAGUCCAACUUGGAUUUGUAGCAGGUGUGGUACCUAGAGAGAAAAUCCCAGUGUUUGAGAGGAUGAUGUGGUUUGCAUGUCGUGGUAAUGUGUUCCUGAGGUAUGAAGACAUCAACCAGGUGAUGAAGGAUCCUGUCACAGGAGAUGAAAUCCACAAGUCUGUCUUCAUAGUAUUCUACCAAGGGGAACAACUCAAAGCAAGAGUGAGAAAAAUCUGUGAGGGAUUUAAAGCUGUUCUAUACCCAUGUCCAGAGAAUGCUCAGGAGAGGUUUGAGAUGUCAAAUGGUGUAGCUACUAGAUUGGAGGAUCUCAAAACUGUGUUAUACCAGACUGAAGAACACAGGAGGCGUGUGCUUGCAAGCGCCCAGAAGGAGAUUAGACAGUGGGUGAUCAAAGUUAAGAAAAUCAAGGCAAUUUACCAUACCCUGAACUUGUGUAACUUUGAUCUGUCUCACAACAGUCUCAUUGCUGAGUGCUGGUGUCCUGUUGUGGCUCUGGAGGAUGUGCAGAGGGCCCUCAGACACGGAACGGAGUUGAGUGGAAGCACAGUACCAAGUAUCUUGCAUAGGAUGAGUACAAAGGAAACACCACCUACUUAUUUCCGUAUCAACAAGUUCACUUCAGUGUUCCAAAGUAUUAUACAUGCCUAUGGUGUGGCUGAUUAUCAAGAGGUCAACCCAGCACCAUACACUAUCAUAUCUUUCCCUUUCCUGUUCGCUGUGAUGUUUGGAGAUGUCGGCCAUGGCUUCAUCAUGUUUUUGUUUGGACUUUGGAUGGUUGCUUCUGAGAAGAAACUACUUGCUCAGAAGUCUGACAAUGAGGUGUGGAACAUUUUCUUUGGCGGUCGUUACAUCAUUUUAAUGAUGGGACUGUUUUCUGUAUACACUGGACUCAUCUAUAAUGAAGUGUUUGCCAAGUCAGUCAACAUAUUUGGUUCUUCAUGGAAACCAAAUUAUGAUAAUUCAACGCUUGAAGCCAAUAAAGACCUGACCCUUAACCCAGCAACGAUGUUUGAUAACGUCACUGGGCCGUAUCCUCUGGGGUUAGAUCCUAUAUGGCUGUCCAGUCUUAACAAGAUCACAUUCACUAACUCAUUUAAGAUGAAGAUGUCCAUCACCAUUGGCAUCAGUCAAAUGAUUUUGGGUGUCCUGCUUAGUGUUGUCAACCACAUAUACUACCGUAACUGGCUCAACAUCUUUUGCCAGUUUAUACCAGAGUUACUUUUCCUGUUGUGUCUGUUUGGAUAUCUGGUAGGACUCAUCUUCUUCAAAUGGGUCUCCUACACAAAUGAGUGUACACAGUGUGCCCCCUCGCUUCUCAUUCAUUUUAUCAACAUGUUCCUUGUGAAAUACCAGCAUGCAAAUGAUGGAUAUGAGGAACAAGCUUAUAAAUGUGAAACAGCUGAUCCAGACAUAACAGGAUGUACCUCCCAGACAAUAUUCUAUCCCAAUCAGAUGGUUAUCCAACUUACUCUUGUGGUCGUGGCCUUGUUGUGUGUUCCUACCAUGCUGUUUAUCAAGCCAUUUGUACUCCGGUCCAGGCAUAACAGCAUGUUGAGGAGGAGGGAAGGUCUUUCUGCUAUUUCUCAGAGUGCUCUUAUACAUAAUGAAGAGCUCAAUGAGCAGUCUGGUACUGGAAACGGUACCGCAGACAAAGAGCAAGCUAUCUCCGAUAUUGAGCUUGGGAACGUGCAUUCAUCCGAGGUGAAACUGAGCAUCAACGGGGAAGGUGGGGAACAUAACCAGGCGGAAAUGGAGGACCAGGGUCCUAGUGAUGUGAAAGUAGACGAUUUUGACUUUAGUGAGAUAUUUAUCAGCCAAGCGAUCCAUACUAUUGAGUACUGUUUGGGCUGUAUUUCUCACACAGCAUCCUACCUCCGACUUUGGGCUCUCAGUCUUGCUCACUCACAGUUGUCCGAGGUCUUGUGGGGCAUGCUGUUCCGUAUCAGUCUGACGAUGGAUAUAAAGUAUGGAGGUUCUGUGAUCAUCUUUGCAGUUUUUGCAGUGUUUGCUGUUCUGACUGUUGGUGUCCUGUUGUUGAUGGAGGGGCUGUCUGCUUUCCUCCAUACCCUUCGUCUUCACUGGGUCGAGUUUCAGAGCAAAUUUUACCACGGGAAUGGCUACAAUUUUGAUGCAUUUAGCUUCAAACAUCUCCAAAAUGCUGAUCUGGAUGAUUAAGGAUUUGAAGCCUGGACUGUAAAGCUAUAGAACAUUACAUAUAUGAAGAUUGUGAUAAACUCUUGCCAGAGGUCUAUAUAUAUUUACAUAUACACUGUAAUCUAUACAUUUGAUUCCAGGUGUCAUGUGAUUCAUUUAUAAUUAUCUAUGAUUAACAACGAAUUUGUUAAAAAUUUUAACUGAAGUUUCGUUGCUUUUAAAAGUAUUGCAUAUAAUGUGUGUCUGAUCACAUAUUGACAAAAAGAACAAUGCAGUUUAAAUAUAACAGAUGAGUUAAGACAAAAGUCCAGAUUGGACAGAGUCUGGUUUACACAGUGUUCACCAUAAGUGUGUUUAGGUGACCUUGAGAAGAUGAGACCAGUAUGUCUUAAAAAAGUAUUUUCUCUUUGUAAUUUGCCAAAAUAGGUUGCACUUUCAUUUUGAGAAUAUUUAAGCAGAGUACAAAAAACUUACGAUGUCAAAAUUUUCCAUCUAGCAGUAACUUCAUAUACUGGUAUAUGAAAACGAUGGUCAUUUGAAUAAGUGUCUUUUGGAAGUGUCAAACACGCCUUUUCAUUUUCAGAAAUAUGAAAAUAUAUAAUCAAGAAAAAUGUGCAUUUGAAGUAGUUUUUGUUACAUUCCUGUUAUUAUUAGAUAAUAUAUUAUUGUUUCUCUCAGAAGUGCUUUAGUUUGUAGUUACAUAGAAUGUACCAGUAGUUAACAGUAGUUAUAGAAAUGUUAGAAUCAUUCACUAGAAGUAAUACAGAUCCUUAUCAUUAACACAGAGAGUCAAAAUGGGAUCAAUUGAACAGCUUUCCAAUUAUUUACUUGUAAUUCUGAAGUUCAGUUUUUGAAAUGUACAUGAAAUUUUUUAAUGUUUACCUAAACAAGAAUAUAAAGCUCCAGAUUAAAAAAAAAUGAAUAUUUUUGUUGAAAGAACCUUGGCUUCAACCCAAUUUCAGGACACUUACAUUCAAUUUAUGCAUUAACACUAAAAGGGAUUGUCUACAUGAACGUUUUACAUGUAUUAAUUGGAAUGAAAUUUAAGUUGCAAAUUGCACAAUUCACAUAAUCUUUUAAGUCAUUAUGUGAGGAUGUACCACUAUUGCAUUGCUAUCAGGGGCCAGUUGUUGAAAGCCAGAUUCUCAAAAUUACACAUUUGAAGUACAAUGUACCACAUCGCAGUUUAUUUUCACAGGGAUGAUAUUUUCACUGUUUUUUGGUGCAUUUGUGAAAUAAUGAGACACUUGUGUGUUUGCUGUUCUCCCACAUCUACAUGGUGAAUGUUUCAUUUGUUAAAAUGUAAUUCAUCUGUUUUAUUACAAAAUCUAAAAAAAUUUCCUGUGAAGAUUGCUAGUAAUACUUCAGAAAAUUUACAAUUGAUCAUUUUCAGUCCAAACAAAAUUCAAGCAUGCUUUAAUAUUUUACAAAGAAAUCAUAGCAGAAUUUGACCUAGCAUAUCCAGGUGAUCAAAAGCUGUUUAAUAUCUGAUUUUAUAACAAUAGAUUAAAUAAUGUGUUAUUGGCCAUUGUAUGUAACUUGCUUUUGUACCAUUCAGCGAACCAGGGUAUUUCUAUAUAUUUGCACUAAAUUUAUUAUAUUGAUAUUCAGAUUUGAUUUCAGUAAAUUUUGUAGUUUUCUUGUGGAGGGAUGUCUUAAUCAUUCAUAGCAGGAAUUAAAAACAAAGUACUACGUAUAUUGUACAAAAUCGACAGGAUGUAAUUUGCAGUGUUGAAUGGUGAAUUCAAACAUUAUUGAAGACUGCACAUUUUUGAUGCAGCAAAGUACUAUAUAAGGAGUACUUCUUGAGGUGAUUACUUUUCAAAUACUGCAUUAAAUACAAAAUUAAACAGAUUUUUUUUUUCAUUCACCGAUUCAUCACCUGGUCAUCAUGUUAUUGAAAUUUGCUACCUACAAAUAACGGUAAUUUUCUUUGGACCGAAAAAAAAAAAUUUGCCAAAUCAAUCUAUUGUGAUGUGUUUAAUGUCCUCCAUUUAAAGGACAUAUAAGCAUUAAUCCCAAUUUGCGAAACUGUCUCAGGAAAAAAAAGAUGACUUCCAAAUAUUUCCAAUAUCUAAGAUAACAAAGUAACACUAGUUCUUUCAAUGUAUGUCACAGAACAGGGCUUUAAUAUUGGACGUAUUUAUUUGCUUUGCUAAAUCAACACCUGAGUCCAUGAUUAUCAUAAAUUACAGAAAUUGUGUGGCCUUAUUUAUUGGUUAAAUUGUUUCACUGAGGUCUGCAACCUCAUGUCGUGAACAUUUGCACAAUAUUUGUUACAGUAGAUUUUGAUAAGCAAGGUCAAUUUUGGUUAUGUUUUUAUGAUGGAGUCCAACUUUGUGCCUUGCUUAUGUUCCAUGUUUGCGAUACAAAACACAUUGAACUUUAAGAAUGGCUUCCUGUUUACAAAAUUGUAAUUUUGUCUUCCACGAAAAGUGUCAUACUGGUUAUAAGUUUAUGAUAUGAUGAAUAUUUCAAUUUGUAAAAGAUUAUUUUCUUAAUUAUUCAAUAUAGUUACC
Molecule: messenger RNA, 5269 nt
Organism: Ylistrum balloti
Lineage: Eukaryota; Metazoa; Mollusca; Bivalvia; Pectinida; Pectinidae
Product: V-type proton ATPase 116 kDa subunit a 1-like
Exons: 24
Coding region: 96-2771 (891 amino acids)
Biological process (GO): vacuolar acidification; proton transmembrane transport
Cellular component (GO): vacuolar proton-transporting V-type ATPase, V0 domain; plasma membrane; vacuolar proton-transporting V-type ATPase complex
Molecular function (GO): ATPase binding; proton-transporting ATPase activity, rotational mechanism
Source: RefSeq, a predicted model, not a curated record